AUGAGCGAAACCCAAACUAUCAACACCCCCAUUUCAAUCCGCGAAAUUGGACACUCAGCGGACGUCAAGGUCCCAAAGGAUAACAGUGUACCAACAGCAAAUGGCUGGAAUGGGACAACUGUAGAAGCUACUAAGGAUCCUUAUGCGCUAAUGCGCGACUGUAAUGCGAACUCUCGACUUACAGCACAGCAUUAUCUCUGGAAAGAGCUACUUGGGUUCCUGGUUCAUCCUGAUAUUGAUACUCGGGCUGCUGACUUGAGAGUCGCUGAUAUUGCUACUGGCAAUGGCAUUUGGCUUCACGAUUUUGCUCGUGGAAAACCACCAUCCACGGAGCUUCAUGGCUUCGAUAUCAGCCUGGACCAAGUUGGCCCUAAGCCAUGGCUACCCGCCAAUAUACACAUGCAUACCUGGAAUAUCUUCGAAAACGUGCCGGAUGAGUUCGUAGGAUUCUUCGACAUUGUACACGUUCGUCUGAUCACUGUCGUUGUCAAGAACAACGACCCCAGGCCUAUUCUAGCAAACCUUAAAAAGCUACUGAGACCCGGCGGCUACCUUCAGUGGGACGAAGUUGACACAAUUGGAUGUUCGAUCAAGACCGUACCGGGGAAUUCGGCAGAUAACCUUGAUACACUCUUUUCCCAGCUCAAAGGUCGCGACACCUGGAAAUAUGAGCUCAAGCGAAUCAUGGAUGAAAGUGGAUAUACUGGCUCAGUGCUGUAUACCUACGAAUACGGACUUGGAAUGGCCCGAUUUUGGAAUGAUGUAUAUGUGAGCACAUGGAAAGAAUUUGCAGACAAUGCCCUUAAAAACCCAGAGGAAUCCGGGAAAUUGGAGCGUAACGCGAUGAUGGAGACUUUGAAUGGUGCUUCGAUUAUGGUCCCAAAGUUGGUCUGGGUGACGAAAAAGAUGGAUUGA
This is a messenger RNA of Penicillium angulare, 915 nucleotides long. Its product is annotated as class I SAM-dependent methyltransferase. The record is from RefSeq and is a predicted model, not a curated record. The transcript has 6 exons. Bases 1 to 915 code for a protein of 304 amino acids. NCBI's taxonomy places the organism in Eukaryota, Fungi, Ascomycota, Eurotiomycetes, Eurotiales, Aspergillaceae.